Molecule: messenger RNA, 924 nt
Organism: Guillardia theta CCMP2712
Lineage: Eukaryota; Cryptophyceae; Pyrenomonadales; Geminigeraceae
Exons: 2
Coding region: 1-924 (307 amino acids)
Source: RefSeq, a predicted model, not a curated record
AUGGCUGAUGGCUUCUUCACCACUCUCCCUGUCAUCAUGAGCAAGAUCAACUUCGUCCUCGGCAUCGGCCUGCUCGUAGCAGGUCUAGUAGCAGCUUCAUGUCGAAUUCCAGACUAUUGCCAGUCAGCAAUCGGACAUGCCCCAUCUCCUCACUUGCCGCUUGAACGCUACUCGGGCUACAAGUAUGACUAUGCUGGAGCGAGCAGGGCGGGAAACGACCCAUACAGCUCGAGAGGCUGGCACAGCAAAGCCCAUGAGGAGCAGCAGUCAGGAAUGAAGUCGAGGAGCAAGACGACCGAGGAGGACAUCAAUCUCCAUCUUUACGUGAGGUCGACCAGCAUGUGCAAGUCUGUUCAAAACCACGCGGCAGCCUUGCUUCGAGCCAUGAUUGUGAUGGGCACCGUCCCUGCCCUCUUCCCCCUCCUGUCCGGAAGCUUGGGCUGGCUUGCUGCCAAGUACAAAGGCUACAUCGAGAUAGCAGGGAGCUUCCAUCUGACCAUCCUCAUCUCGGGGAUAGUCACGUCUUUGACUGGCGUGCUGAUGCUAGCUUUCCAAUCCUGGUCCGCUUUACUAUACUGCGACAAGUACGGAUCCUCCAGCAGCAGCUUCUGCAGAAUCUUCUCCGGCAGCAUGUGGGCCAUCGUCUCAUUCAACGUCAUCCUCGUGGUGUAUCAGCUGGCCUUCUCCAUCCUCAUGUGCUCCAUCUGCUGCCAGGGCGACCAGUCUGCUGGAAGCAGCACUAUCGCAGCCGACGGGGCGCAGGGAGGCAUGCCGGUAGCUCGGGUCGCCGAGAGGCAGGGAUGGGAGGGAGGAGGAGGGGGCCAGGAGAUGCGUUGGGCGACAGGCACAGGGGCGUACGAGGCAGGAGGAGGGGUUGACGGUAUGCUGCAGUGGGCAGCAAUGCCGGGUGUGCAAAUAGAGUGA